Polypterus senegalus (gray bichir) is the source of this 628-nucleotide messenger RNA. It is a transcript of the gene eny2, whose product is annotated as ENY2 transcription and export complex 2 subunit. Gene Ontology annotation, cellular component: SAGA complex; DUBm complex; nuclear pore. Gene Ontology annotation, molecular function: chromatin binding; transcription coactivator activity. Gene Ontology annotation, biological process: regulation of transcription by RNA polymerase II; poly(A)+ mRNA export from nucleus; positive regulation of DNA-templated transcription. The transcript has 5 exons. The record is from RefSeq and is a predicted model, not a curated record. The coding region runs from base 152 to 442 and encodes 96 amino acids. Lineage: Eukaryota; Metazoa; Chordata; Cladistia; Polypteriformes; Polypteridae.
CGUGUUUCCGCAGGGGGACUUUUAGGUUGACGGACACACGGCAUGUCAAUCGGCUUGUCGUCUCCCUGGAAAUCGAGGAGUUAAGGAGCUGCAGAAAUUCCAAGAAGCGACGGCGUCUCGAGGGAGAGUCGAGCUGGGUUAAGGAACUAAAAUGAAUAAAGAUGCACAGAUGAGAGCAGCAAUUAACCAGAAGCUCAUUGAGAUGGGCGAACGAGAACGUUUAAAGGAUUUGCUUCGAGCCAAGCUUAUUGAAUGUGGAUGGAGGGACCAGUUGAAGGCACAUUGUAAAGAUGUAAUCAAAGAGAAGGGACUGGAACAUGUAACGGUUGAAGACCUAGUUGCAGAAAUAACUCCAAAAGGAAGAGCGCUCGUUCCAGACAGUGUGAAGAAAGAACUCUUACAAAGAAUAAGGAGCUUUUUAUCUCAGCAUGCCACUCUGUAAGGGUGGAAGUGUUCGACCCGGAUACCACUUUUUAGGUUCAGCAAAGUGAAUCCUAACUUGUUAAUAAUGGCCAUCAUAGCGUUACUGUCACGUUUUAUGUUUUUCUUUAAUGCUUCUAUAUGUUUUGAUAUUAUGCCAAUUGUAAUGCUUAACAUGGUGAGUUUUUAAUAAAAAAAAGAAAUGAUU